Molecule: messenger RNA, 651 nt
Organism: Symbiodinium pilosum
Lineage: Eukaryota; Dinophyceae; Suessiales; Symbiodiniaceae
Source: the annotation of a GenBank genome assembly
AUGGCGGAAGCCGAGGAAGGCGCCAAGCCCAAAGCUGCGCUGCUGCUGAUUGACUUGCAGAAGGCUUUCACGGAAGGCUCCUGGGCCUUCCAUCUUGGAGGCAAGAGCCAGGUCUUCGAUAUCGAAAGAGCCUGUGCCGAGACUGCGAAACUGCUUGCGUCUGGGCGCGUGUCUGCUGAGACCCCGAUCCUGUGCACCAAGUGCUACUUGAGCCCGCGGCAGGAUGAGGCUUACGUUGAUGCGGUGGAACCUUUCCUGAGGGAGCGUCCCUGCAUUCACAAGCCGACCAUGGAUGUCACAUACAACCCUGCCUUCUUCAAAUGGCUGCAUGAACAAGUGAGGAAUGGUAUCAGUGUCUUGGUUAUUGGAGGCUGCACAACGACCUCCUGCGUGCGGGUAAGCUCCACCGAAAUUGCAGCGCAGCUCGAGGAGCAGGGCCUUGCUGGGAAGAUCCGGUUGGUGGUGGACUUGAACUUAUGUGGGGCGCGAACUGAGAACUUUGAAAAGACGGCAGACCAGGAUCCUGUGUUGGUGAGGAUCUAUGGGCGAGAGUUUUGCAGAGGUGCGUCAGCUGUUGGCUUGGCAAUUGUGCAAAUGCAGCGAGCUGGUGUCGAAGUACUGGACACAGAUGCUGGAGGUUGGAGUUGGUAG